This is a messenger RNA of Colletotrichum karsti, 2304 nucleotides long. RefSeq names its product ATP-dependent rna helicase mak5. Gene Ontology annotation, cellular component: nucleolus. NCBI's taxonomy places the organism in Eukaryota, Fungi, Ascomycota, Sordariomycetes, Glomerellales, Glomerellaceae. The record is from RefSeq and is a predicted model, not a curated record. The transcript has 3 exons. Gene Ontology annotation, molecular function: RNA helicase activity; nucleic acid binding; ATP binding. Bases 1 to 2304 code for a protein of 767 amino acids.
AUGGACCGCCUCACCAAGAACAAGAGGAAACAUCAGCUUUCUGACGCCGGCCAAAACCCCAAAAAGCGUCAAAAGUCUGUCGUCGCCAAGUCCGGCCCGUCUAAGAAGCGCUCCGUCGGCGUCAACUCGCUGCCAUGGAAGAAGGUCGAUGUUCCCGAGAUGUUCGACGAUGCGGAGGGUUUCUAUGGCCUGGAAGUGAUCGACGGUGUUGAUAUCGUCAGAAAUGGCGACCAAGUCGCGUUCGUGACCGACCUCCCCUCCGCCGAUGAGAUGGACAAAGACGACGAGUUCGAAGGCUUCAGCGAUUCUGAGCCUGCCGCUGCCGCAGAAGAAAAGCCCGAUGAAAAGGCCGAGACGAAGAAGGGCAAGAAAGACAAGAAGGCGAAGCCUGCAAAGACCGAAGAGAAGACAAAGGAGAAGAUCGCCGCACAGAACACCGAGAACGCGGACGAGCCCGCCUCCGAACCAGAAGCCGAGAAUACCGAGGGCAAGAAGAAGAACAAGAAGGAAAAGAAGCAAAAGAAGGCCCAGCCCAAGCCAGAGGACUCGAAGCUCGUCAGCAACGUCUUCUCCGCCCUCGAAGCGACGGAAGAGGCCGAGGAGGAUGAGGAUCUUGACAUGGGAGAGUGGACCAAACUCGGCCUGUCGCCAGCCACAGUCUCCGCCAUCGCAAAGCUCAAGUUCACUAAGCCUACCAAAAUUCAAGCGUCCUCAAUACCCGAUAUCCUUGCUGGCCACGACGUCAUCGGAAAGGCGUCCACUGGUUCCGGUAAGACGCUCGCGUUUUCGAUCCCGAUCGUCGAGGAUUGGGUUGAGAGGUUUGAAGCCAAGGAGGGAGAAGAGAAGGGCGAACAUACCCCGACCGCGCUGAUCCUCUCACCGACGAGAGAACUGGCUCACCAGAUCACGAAUCACAUCAAGAAUCUCUGCGCCGGUCUUGCCAAUGGUCCCUACGUCUGCUCGGUUACCGGAGGUCUUUCAGUGUUCAAGCAGCAGAGGCAGCUUGCCAAGGCGGACAUCGUCAUCGGUACCCCUGGUCGUCUGUGGGAGGUGCUCAGCUCCAGUACGGACAUGCUCACAGCCUUCAAGAAUAUCAGGUACCUGGUCGUCGAUGAGGCUGACAGACUGCUGAGCGAGGGACAUUUCAAGGAGGCUGGCGAGAUCCUGGACGCGCUUGACAGAGAAGCAGUGGACGAGGAAGACGACGACAACAAGCAAUUGUCCGCUCGCCAGACUCUCGUGUACUCUGCCACCUUCCACAAGGGCCUGCAACAGAAGCUCGCGGGCAAGGGCAAAUGGGGUCUCAUGUCGGAAAACGAGUCGAUGGAAUACCUCCUGAAGCGCUUGAAUUUCCGCGAAGAGAAGCCCAAGUUCAUCGACGUCAACCCCGUGAAGCAAAUGGCGACUGGUUUGAAGGAGGGUCUGAUCGAGUGCGGUGCCAUGGAAAAGGAUCUCUACCUUUACACCGUGCUCCUUCUCAACCCCAACCGCCGUACCCUAGUCUUCACCAAUUCCGUCGAUACCGUCCGCCGCCUCACCCCAAUGCUUCAGAACCUCAACAUCAACGCUUUGGCCCUCCACUCCGGUAUGCCGCAAAAAGCCCGUCUCCGCUCCGUCGAGCGCUUCACAGAUACCAAGCCCAACACCACCUCCGUCCUCAUCGCCACCGACGUCGCUGCCCGCGGUCUCGACAUCCCGGGCAUCGACCAGGUCGUCCACUACCACGUCCCCCGCGCCGCCGACAUGUACGUUCACCGCUCCGGUCGCACAGCACGCGCAGAGAGGUCCGGUCUGAGCAUCAUCCUCUGCGGACCCGAGGAGGUCGUGCCCACGCGGCGUCUCGCGGCAAAGGUGCACGCCGAGCAGGCGAGCAAGAAGAAGUACCUCAUGCGCACGAUCGAUAUUGACCGGCGCAUCGCGUCCAAGCUCAAGCCGCGCGUAGACCUCGCCAAAAAGCUCACCGACGCGACGCUGGCCAAGGAGAAGGGAGGCAAGGAGGACGACUGGGGCCGCAAAGCGGCCGAGGAGCUCGGGGUGGAGUAUGACAGCGAUGAACUGCAGAAGGCGGGCAGCUGGGGUGGGAGGGGCAGCCAGAGGAAGAAGAAGCAGAGGGAGAACCAGCAGGUGACUAAGGCCGAGAUGGGCGCUAUGAGGGCGGAGUUGAGGGAGCUGUUGUCGAGGAGGGUGAAUGCCGGUGUGAGCGAGAAAUAUCUUACUUCCGGCAGCGUGGAUAUCGAGGAGCUGUUGAGGGGUGGGAAGGGGGAUUUCUUGGGCAAGGUUGAUGGGCUUGAUCUUGAUGAUUAA